This is a messenger RNA of Cheilinus undulatus (humphead wrasse), 8066 nucleotides long. RefSeq lists its product as uncharacterized. The record is from RefSeq and is a predicted model, not a curated record. Lineage: Eukaryota; Metazoa; Chordata; Actinopteri; Labriformes; Labridae. The coding region runs from base 469 to 3315 and encodes 948 amino acids. Gene Ontology annotation, molecular function: 1-phosphatidylinositol-3-kinase regulator activity. Gene Ontology annotation, biological process: intracellular signal transduction; phosphatidylinositol phosphate biosynthetic process. The transcript is spliced from 9 exons. Gene Ontology annotation, cellular component: phosphatidylinositol 3-kinase complex.
GGGAGGUAGAGAGACCCCGGUAGUGACGGAGGCUCUCCGAUACCGGGAGGUGUUUUGCAGAUGGAGGUUUCAGAUUCGGGGUCCACCGAGCCUCCGUUUAUCAAUCAGCGCUGAUCGAUUAUUGAUGCCGCCGCUGCGCAGCCGCCCCGCGCGCGCCCCCCUCCAUCAUCACAUCCAUGUUGUCUGACCGGAGGAUGAGUCGGUAGGAGGCUAACAGCGAGCUAACAUUACCGAGCGGCUGACAGCACCGGGCGGGUUUCUCAUGUCUCUUCAUGUUCUGACGUCGUUUCGCGGAGCCGUUACCGUCACGAGCCGGUUGGGACCGGCUGUGGGUCCGUGCUCGGUGGGGAGCCCGGUUAUCGGGGAGGAUGCAGCAGCUAGCCUCGGCUAGCUCCGUUAGUGUUUAUUUCUCUGCUGUUAUGUAAGAGCGGAGCCGUUUAGCUGCCGAGCUAACGUUAGCCUGUCAGCAUGAACGACGCGCAGCAGAAAGACCAGCUGUCUCCAGACUUCGUCCUCAUGCGGCUCGUCUCCGCGGCUGAGUACGACCGGCUGGACGAGCCCGACGACCUGAUAUCCGGAGGCGGAGGCUUCGGGCCCGUGAAGUCCGUGCUGGGUCACCACGGCGGCGGCUUUGAUCUGGACCCCAGCGGCCCCUCGCCAGGCCUCGGCUCGGCCUCCCCGCACUACAGCUCGCCGCUCCCCGGGAAAGGAGAGCUGGACGGCGGACUGAUGCUGACGCAGGCCUCGCCGGGCUCGGAGGCUCCGCUGUCCCCUCCGCCGCCAGAGGACUUUGCCGUAGCGGCCCAGAGGUUUGUGGACUACCCGGUUCAACACGGUUCAGGGGGGCACGGGUCGAGAGCGCAGCUGAUGGUGUUUCAGAACCUGCUGCGCUCCGGAGACCGGAUCCUCGAGUGUGGUCUGGAGCAGCCGCCCCCAGGGUUUCUCCAGGAGGAGGCAGAGAGGCAGAGACAGCAGCUAGACUCUGGAUCAGGUCCUGGUCCUGGUAGCACAACAGCUGGUCCCGGGCCUGGAGGUGGUCGGGACCAAAACUCACAUUGCACCCCCUCUGCAGAGGAAAACCUGCAGUCACAGCAGCCACAGAUACUACAGUGGCACCCGGUACUCAGACUGUCAAAGGGGUCUGAUGGAUCACAGACAUCACAGGGCAUCCCGGCUCUGGACUCUGAGCCUGGGUCGGCCCUGUGCCACCGACACCGCUUGCUGACUGACCGGUUGGCUAAGUGGCCUCCAGGUCUGCUGGACCAAGCCCUGCGUCUGGGCCUGCUGGAACCUAGAAAAACCUGUACGUCUGGAGGAGAAGACCCGGUCCUAGCACUGGCACGGAGGCUGGGUCAGCUGGGUGAAGGGAAGGAAGGGGUUGGGGGAGGAAGUGGGGGAUGCUCAUGUCACAGUGUACUGGCCUCAGGGACAGGGGGCGAGGAUCCUAGUGAGACUAGUGAUGCCCUGCUGGUCCUGGAGGGUCUGGGGUCUGAAGAGGUUGGUGGACUUGAGGAGGGAGGGGACAGGGGGGAUAUGGGGGAGUCUGAAAAAGGAGACAGGAUGGGGGUCAUAGGGGGGACAUCGGAGGGCGCGGGACCUGUGUUCUCCAGUGGGACACUGAGCGGUCUGAUGCAGCAGGUCCACAGGCUGGCGGAGGAGGCGGGGGUCUGCACUGAUCAGUCCUGCCGAUCUUCGCUAGCGGUACUGGGUGCUACGGUGUCCCUUCCCAGUUGUGUAGACCCCCGUCCCACCAUCAACACCACCAACCCCCCCUGUCUUUACCCCACUAUCCACCCACAGCCCCCUCAGGCUGCAGCGGCCCUCCAGAUGUCCCCAGACUCGCUCCCGUCCUCCAGCCUUGCCCCCAGUCCGCGCCCCCCACACCAGCACCAGUCCCGCUCCCAGCCCCAGAGCCGCGCCACCACCCCCAAACUCGGCUUGGCUUCUGGAGGUCGCUGCGCCUCCCCUUUGGUGGUCCUGGAGGGGGAGAUGGGAGCAGGAGGGGGGAGAGAGGGAGAGAAGACGCCAAGAGGGAAGUCGAGGAAAGGAGGGUCCCUGAAGGUCCGGCUCAGUAAGCUGUUUAGAACCAAGAGCUCCAGUGGGGGUUCAGGGGGGCUGCUGGAUAAGAGGCCGUCUCUGGCGUCGUCGACGUCGUCUGGGGGGAGUCUGCUGGACGUGUGGGGGUCGACCUGCAGCACCACGGAGCAGGACAGCAGCAGACUGCAGGUCAGACCUCACAGUGCCUUCUCUCCGGUGCCCUUCACUCCUGCUUUCACCGGUGAGACGGUGUCUCUGGUUGAUGUGGAUAUUUCUCGGAGGGGGGUGAACUCUCUUCACCCCCCGACGCCUCCUCCACCGCCCAGACGAAGCCUCAGUCUGCUCGAUGAUUUCGGGGGUCCUCCUCAACAGCAGGGUCCAUUUAGUGAGCGCAGCGUGGGGGCAUCAAUGCAGUCUCUGCCCCCUCGACCAAUGGCACUGCCCCCCUCCCUUAGCACCAUCCAACACAGCCUGAGCCUCAACGACACUUUCCUGAGAGGUUUACCCAGACCCAUCCCUCUGCGUCCAGAUGGCCAGCACCCUCCGCCUCGACUCGCCCCUCGCUGUCCACUCAGCCGACCGGACACAGGCAGCUUCGCCACCAGCCUCAGAGAGCUGGAGAAGGUAUGGACAGGAUCGAAAUCUGGGCCACAGACUCACUUUUAUGAACUUUAUAGCUAUGUUGAUAACCGUGGAGCUCAUCUAUGUUUGUGUUUGUCACAGUGCGGCUGGUACUGGGGCCCGAUGAACUGGGAGGACGCAGAGAUGAAGCUGAAAGGGAAACCAGACGGGUCAUUUCUGGUUCGGGACAGUUCAGAUCCACGUUACAUUCUGAGUCUGAGCUUCAGGUCGCAGGGAGUCACACACCACACACGCAUGGAGCACUACAGAGGCACAUUUAGUCUGUGGUGUCACCCAAAGUUUGAGGAUCGAUGUCACUCUGUUGUCGAGUUCAUAGAAAGAGCCAUCAUGCACUCCAAGAACGGGAAGUUCCUCUACUUCCUGCGCUCCAGAGUCCCCGGUCUGCCCCCAACCCCGGUGCAGCUCCUGUACCCGGUCUCCAGGUUUAGCAGCGUGAAGUCUCUGCAGCAUCUGUGUCGCUUCUGCAUCAGACAGCUCGUCCGCAUCGACCACAUCCAGGAGCUGCCGCUGCCCACGCCUCUGAUCUCCUACCUGAGGAAGUUUUAUUACUAUGACCCUGAGGAAGAGAUCAGCCCCCUGCUGAAGGAGAGGGGGGCAGAGCCAAGCAGCCAGCCGGGGGUCCCGUCUCAAACGUAGCACUGGAGGCUCAGAGGACCACUCUUUUUCUUUUCUGUGAUUUUUCUGCGUUUUUUUGGACACUUGAUCACUGAAGGACGUUCAUACAUUUCAACCCGGACUCACAGAGUGCAGCCAAUCAGCUCGCUUCGCUCGGUCCUGUAUCCAGGCGGGUUUCAGAUGAUCCGCCCUCCUCUGAGUGCUCCGAUCGCUUCGUGGAGAGUCGACAGGGGAGGGACAGGGGAUGUGGAGACCCCGCCUCUCUUAUGAUGUCAUCACUGAGCAGCUGGACUAAAGGACACAUGACAUCACUGUUAGCAAAGAUGCUAAAUCGCUAAAAAAAAACAAAAAAAACCCAACAAAACAAAGCACCUCUGUGAGAGGAGAGACACUUUUAGUCGCCUCUGGGAUCCUUUAGUGUCUGAUGCCUGAAGAUUUAAACCUGCUGCAAUGUAAAAAAGUACACCACAACACUGGAGGUCUUUCUCAGCAGAAAUUUGUUAUUUAAGGAGGAUAAAUUACUCCAAAUUCUUCCCCUGUUGUUUGAUCCAUACAGGAAAAUAUUUACUGUUAAAUCUUAUGUACAAGGCACUUUUUGAUUUUACUUUUAGGCUAUUUAUAAGAGAGAAAGGUCAGUGGAUAGAGUUGAAAUAGGGCGAGACACUGGAAAGUGAUAAGUCACAGGUUGGCUGUCCCUUCAAGGAAAAACAUCAUUGUAUCCAGGGCUUGCAAGCUAACAAGUAGACCCCUGGCGCCCAGUUAGACACACUGUGAUGUGUAUUUUUCAACUACAGAGUUGGAUUGGCCCUUUAUACAAGUGCAACCAAAAUACAGGUAUAGAAUGCUGACACAUGCACAGUCAUGACCUUAAAGGAGCAGUGUGCAUUAUUUAGCCUGUUAGCAUUUAGUGGAGCAAACUCGGUGAAAGUGAAACAUAAUAUUUCUAAGUAGGCCUCUCUAAAUUAGCGUUAAAUCACCUCAAUAUAUGACAAUGUUGACAUGACUGAAUGACACUUGAGUGACAUGAUUUUUUAACUAAGAAUCAACCUUUUAUUCAUACAUACAUUUACUCAUUUAUUCAUACAUACAUUUCAUUCAUAUGGAGUCAGCCAUCUUGCAUGUUUCUACAGUACCACAGAAGGGACCGAAUAACACAAACCUUUUUUUUUUUACCCCACUGCUUGCUACUGCUACCACCAGAAGUGAGCAUCCCAGUCUAGAAUCUGACUGUUUUGUGUGGCUGAUAUACCCCAAUUUUACAAACUGCACCUUUAAGUGUAGCCGCUGCCAUCACACUUGGCUUCUGACCAGAUGAGAUUCAAAAUUAUUCCCCCUGUUCUACGUGUAUUGCAUGCCGCUUCACUGCACAAAGCAUGCUGGGAUACAUAGACCAGGCUGCCAGGGUCGCAUUUAACGGCUUUUCUCCCUCAUUAGAUCAUAAACGUGCAUUUUACCCCAUAAAGCCUGAUACUUCAAAUAGUAGCCAGAAUUUUUUUUUUUUUGAGCUGAGAUGUUCAUCUAACCUUCUAACAGGAACCCAAAAAAGAAAAAAAUCCAAUAACAUUUCUACAUUGCUACAAUAUGGCUCUUUUAUGUCAACUGCGGUAGCUAGCUCCCGUUUGAGUGCCAGUUUCCUUUCCUCCAUCCGACGUCAUUAUAUAAUCCACAUUUAAAAAGCCACGCUGGUACUAAGUAUUGUGAGGUAUGUUUUUUUCCUAAUAACAGUGCCUAAAUCAAUACUUUUUAGAGUAGAAGUGUGUUGAAAGUUAGCGGAAGAAUUUAAGGUAUCUUUUGCGUUCAAUACGAAAGGUGUCAAAUUGAAGUAUCGAUAUUUGUGUUGUAAUUCGGUCCGGUAGGUAUUGGAUGUGUUGGUACCAUGUCGAUAACAGAUUUCGAUACCCAUCCUUAGUACCACAUAUAAAGCCAUUUGGCACCCAGAUAACCAGCUCUACUGAGCAGAGCCAAAUGAUCUGGAUCUCUUAAAGGAGAUGGAUCUCCCGUCCCAAGUAGCGAGGCUGGAGGUUGGUGAGACAGACCUCAGCUGAGGAAACAUGGGUAAGAUCAGAGUUUAAUGAGCUAAACCCUGAAGUCGGCCCACUUUGUGGAGACAGACCAUACAUGAGCAUUGUGACACCGUCAUCCAGGCUUUAGACGAAACCUUUUUAAAUCCCUGCCCGCUGCCCUUUCUCCUUGCUUUUUUAAGCUUUUUUUUAACUCUUGCCAGAAUAUUUCACUGCUUUUGGGACACAAAAGUGGCUUAAUGAUAAAGAAUGUUUAUAUUAUCGCACUUUGAAUACUUUGCAUAGUCAUAAACAGCUCUAAACAUGGCCUUUUUAGCAUUUCUCUUUGCAGAAAUCACUUCUUGCCUCCCAAGGGGGGUUCUAUCUACGCUGCUGUGCUCAAGUUCUGCACAGAAAGUCAGCAUACGAUGAGUGUUCAGGGUCACACUUGUAGUGUGGCCAAGAUGGAACAUGACUUUGGUUGCAUAGUCUGACAUGGUGCUGUCAGGAACCACCAAAAAAAAUCAUGUAGUCUGAGCCCACCUUAAAUGUAAAGCAAAGUUGGCUGCUAUUGGAGAACAGGAGGAAGUAAUGUCCAAUAUAAAAGACUGGUAGCAAGGCACUUCUGACAUGAUAUGAAAAUAGGGAAGAAAUACUUAAAAACAAUUAGACAUAAUUAUGAUAAAGACUUUUUAAGUAUUUCAUUCCCCAUUUUUCAGUUUUUCAUGUUUGCAGUGCCUGGGUUUCUCUUUUUUUAUUAAAGACAUACAUCAAUCAUAGUUUUUAUUGCAGUGUUUUUGAUAGAAGUGCAUAAAAGUUUUGUUUUUAAGCAUAUCUUGCUUGGUUAAAGAUAAACUCAGAUGUAGUCUCACAGCUAAAGAUUCAUCACAAUAAUCCAGCAGAUUGAGAAAGACCUCUUCAGUGUCAAUGUCCGAUAAAGGUUGUCAAAAUGUUUGAUAUGUCCAUUCUUUUCAGUACCAUGUGUUUUAAAAACUUCUUUUAAUAAUCAAUAGGAUCAAAAAGUACAGAAACUCCAAAAAGGAGCUGUUUUUUUGUAAGACAGGUUCACUGGAAAGGAAUGAAUGCAUUAAGAAUAACUUGCAAAUUUGUCACAUUGUCAAAUCUACAAAUUCCACAUACUCCAUGUCUGCAGCGUUCCACACUUGCAGUGGUUUUGCUCCAACUGAUGGUGGCGCUGGAUCUGUUUUUGGAGCACAGCGCAGCCCUGAGGAGCUGGAGAUUAGCGAUCACAAGAUCAUUGUAGACCUGUGGUAGAGUAUAGCGGACCAAUUUGCCUUUCUGAGGUUGAUUUGUGUUUCAUUUUUGUUUUUUUAUUCUGUUAUUUUUUUGGCUUCUACCAUGGAUGAAUAUAUCAGGAAUAGGGAUGCAUGAUGUCAUAUUACUAUCAGCAGAAGUUGGUAUCAAAAGUUAAUUUUCAGUAUUGGCAGAUAUGAACAUUUCUGCUGAUUUUUACAGUCAAUAUUUUGGCCACAUGUAUGGAUAAGUUAGCGGAGUUUUAGUCUUUUUCCCUUCAUCUUAAUUCCUUAAACUUUAGAGCAGUGGUUACCAGCCUUUCUCCUGAAUUUUAAAGAUUGACAAGAAAAGGAGCAGUUAGUGUUUUUGUGCAAUUCACACGUGUAUCACUGUGCAGACAGAGUAUGUGUAAUUUGAGGGUUAGUUCACAGAAAUGUGCAAUCCAGAGUGUGUAGUUAUUUUCCUGCAAUUUUUGGUUAUCUGUUGAAAUCUAAAGUAUUGUGACAAUUUAACAUCAGAUCCAAAUGUUGAAUUCUUUAAGUUGUUUUAAGGUUUUAUUAUUUACAAUGUUAUUUAUUACCAUGCUGGUGAAGGCAGCGUUAAAGGUACUUCCACAUUAUUUACAGCUGAGUUUGGUAUGUUGGUGAAUGAAUAUGACUUUUUGGUUGCAGGAACUUUAAACAGUUUAAGCAGAAGGAUUAAGGUUUGUUUACAUUUUGUCUCAAUGUCAGAACUCUCCGGCUGCAGGUCAGAGUCUGUUUGAACCACCUAUCAAGAUUUGUUCAGACCUUAAGUGUCAAAAAUUCAAACAAAAUGUGGAUAUUUGAGUUCGAGGAGAGUCUGGUGAAUGUUUGUGUGUUUUCUGAACGUUUUUGAUGUUUUUGUACUGAAAAAAAUCACUGUACUGUCAAUGAAACACCAAAAAAAACCCAGAAAAAUGUCCUCAUCGGAGACAUCCACAGGAUCCCAGAGGCGACUGGCCGCACCGACUGCUGUGGCGACAUUACCAAAAAAUAAAAAACAGUAGAAGAAGAAAGCUCACGGCCAAGACUACUGAACUGCGUUUCACUGGAACAAGCUGGUGUUUGGAUAAACUGGAAUUUAUUUGAUUCAGACACUGAAGGAGUUCUGUCCCCAGCAGAGAGACUGGGAGCACUGGGAACACUGGAGCUGGGACGUGAGCACCCUGUGGGAACACUUCCAUGAUGUCAAAACAGAGAGGGUGGGGGCGGGGCACAAAUACAUCUGAAAACUGCACACUGAAGGACUGAUUGCGAACAAAUAUGUGUGUGGAGGGACAGUGGAGUCGAAAUCUGUCAUUUUUGUGCAGUCACCUGUUAAUAAACAGUGUGGGCGGGGCUAAUGUUAGUGUCAUUUAUUUACGCUCACAGGAGGCUUAUUAGGACUGUCGAAUGACUACAACUCUUAAUUGUGAUUAAUUUCUGAUUAUUUACAACUCACUUUGCAUUUUAAAACAAGUUUUUUUUGUUUCAGUCAAUACUUACAGUAUAAAUCAAU